AUGAUAUUUGGAAAUGCCGAAAAGCCGGAAUUCAAAAUUUAUGAAUUCAACCAGAAUCUGGACUCAAAUUCGUCGUUUCCAGGAAAACGGUUUCUGGGUCACGUGAUUGAAGAGUUUUCCACGAAGCGUCAGGUAAUCCACUGCGCAUACGAGUGCCUCAAGUCGAGCCGGUGCGCGUCCUUCAACUACGAGCACGUGGCGGGCACGUGUCAGGUGAACGACGCGGACCACGUGACGGACCCUGGCGGGCUUGAGCACGAGGAAAAAGGCACAAGAAGCGAGUACCAUCUCAGGAACGCCUUUACAAUUGAUGAGGAGGCACUAGGGCCGUGCGCGGUGGGCCCGUGCGAGAACGAGGGACGGUGUCUGGAUACCUUCAACCACCGGAUGGAGCGGACCUUCUAUUGCAUUUGUACAGAGGAGUUCAUGGGAGACACCUGCGCUCAGAAACGAAACCAAAUUGCCUGGGCAGAGUGGGAGGACUGGGGACCUUGUUCUGUAACGUGUGAGGAGGGCUGGACCACGCGACGUCGCCGCUGUGUUGACGUCGUCACGUUAGAGACGCUCUCGCCAUCGCAGUGUUACGGUCGUGACGUCGAAUACACGUCUUGUUCUCUGCAGUCGUGCCCGCGAUGGGAGGCGUGGUCUGAAUGGGGUAAUUGCAGCACAGAACACACAUGCGGACGAGGCGUAAAACACCGGCACCGGAACUGUUCUAAUGGCGGGGUUCCGGGAAGGGACCGCUGGUGUCUGGGAUUCCCAAAAGAGACGGCUCCGUGCGAGGGAAUACACUGUAGAGGCAUGUUGGUGGUGACGGACAGUGAACUACACGGGGACGGGAGACUGGAGAUCCAGAGCGACAUCGACUACACCAACAUGGCGGUAUGCGCAGACCAGGGGUGGGGCGUCACAGAGGUUGACAUCGCUUGCAGGCAGAUUGGAUUCCAGGGCGCCGGUCACGGCGUUGAAAACAAGACAUACACCGUGUCGCUGUUGGCGCCGGGGGCCAAGGUGGUGGAGCUUCUGUGUUCCGGUUCGGAGUCCACUAUACAGCAGUGUACGCGGGAACCAGUAUACGACUGCACCAUGCUAGCCGGGAUACAGUGCAGAAUCAAGGGAGGUUGGAGCCUGUGGAGUGGGUGGGGAGAGUGUUCCGUCACGUGCGAGGACGGGAUGCGUACACGGACACGUGACUGUAACCACCCACCCCCGAACUACGGGGGCACGCCCUGUCCCGGAGACCAGAGUCAGCAGAAACCAUGCACAGAGAUCAUGUGCCCGAUCGAUGGUGUUUGGGUCACGUGGUCUACUUGGAGUGAAUGUGACGUCACGUGUGAGAAUGGCACGCGGUUCCGGACACGUACGUGUGACGGACCGUUCCACGAUGGCGCCGAGUGUCCUGGAGCGGACCAGGAAGUGGAAGAUUGUUUCCCAAGGAUGUGCCCAGUGGACGGUGUAUGGCGCCAAUGGCUGGCGUGGAGCGAGUGUUCCCACACGUGUGGCUACGGCACGCGCAGCCGGUCCCGUACAUGCGAGGGACCAUUUUACGACGGCGCCGAGUGUCCCGGGGUACCAGACGAGGUGGAGUCCUGCAACGCCUUCUCAUGUCCAGUUGACGGCUCGUGGAAGUUGUGGAGCACGUGGGGUGAGUGUAGUGUCACGUGCGGGGGCGGCAUGCGAAACCGGACACGUGAGUGUGACAUGCCAGAGUUCGGAGGAGAAAACUGCGCGGGGCCAGCCGACCAAUCCGAGGGCUGCAGCGAUUUCCCAUGCCCAAUUGACUGUGUGUUCGGAGAAUGGAUCGGGUGGAGUGCGUGUUCCGUCACGUGCGCUAACGGCACACGCUGGCGGUCACGUGAGACUUUCGGCCCCUACUUCGGCGGCCAGGACUGCACGGGCGCAACGUACGAUGAAGAGGUUUGCGUCACCGAGUCAUGCCCGGUGAACGGUGUCUGGGAGCUGUGGAGUUCUUGGCAGACUUGUAACGUGACAUGUGGAGGUGGAACCAGGCUUCGUGAGAGGGCUUGUGAAGGACCUUACUACGGGGGACUGGAUUGUGAGGGGUCCCCUGAAGAACGCGGGAAUUGCAACACGCAUGAGUGCCCUGUCGACGGAGAAUGGAAUAGUUGGUCAGAUUGGGAGACAUGCAACACGACGUGCGGUGGGGGAUCUCAGAGAAGGUCAAGGACGUGCAAUCAGGCGUUGCAUGGCGGACAAGACUGCUUCGGGACAUCUGAAGACUGGCAGGAAUGUAACACCCAAGCGUGCCCAGUUGACGGUGAGUGGGAUACGUGGGGUCCAUGGGCCGAGUGUAACGUGUCUUGUGGCGGGGGCGUGGCGUUGAGGUCACGCUUGUGUCACGAACCACUGCACGGGGGUGACACUUGCGAAGGAGAGGCGGAGGAAGUCAUGACGUGCAAUGAGCACACUUGUGCAGUUGACGGCGUGUGGCAGGCGUGGUCCAACUGGACGGAGUGCACGCUCACUUGUGGCACUGGUUCCAAGCAUCGUAACCGCGUGUGUGACGGGCCCUACCUAGGGGGUAACGACUGUGACGGGCCUGUAGAAGAGGUGAAGGACUGCAACACACAUUUAUGCCCAAUGGACGGAGUAUUCAGCGAAUGGAGCGAGUGGUCGGAAUGCAGCCACUCGUGUGGCCGCGGGAACACCUUCCGGAAUCGCACGUGCUACGGACCGUACAAUGGCGGCGCUCCUUGUGAAGGCCCCGCCUUUGAGACCGAGUACUGUAACCCCGCCAGCUGUCCAGUUCACGGCGUUUGGAACCCUUGGCAGGUGUGGAGCGAGUGUAGCGUCACAUGCGCUAACGGCACGCGGGAGCGUAACCGCACGUGCGACGGGCCUUUUUUUGGCGGGGAUGAGUGUAAUGGGGACGGCACACACGUGGAGGAGUGCUGGCUCCGCUGGUGCCCUGUUGACGGAGUGUGGUUAGAGUGGACGGAAUGGGACGACUGUCCGGUGACGUGCGGGGGUGCUUUGCAGAACCGCACCCGGGUGUGCGAGGGGCCGUUCUAUGACGGUCUGCCUUGUGAGGGGCAGGCAGAUGAGGCACAAGACUGCAACACUCUACCAUGUCCGGUGGACGGGUCAUGGUCUCUGUGGUCCAAGUGGGCCACGUGUAAUGUGACGUGCGGGGGCGGCACCACGGCGCGCUUCCGGUACUGCACAGAGGGGAUACACGGGGGUUCAAACUGCACGGACAACGCGGAGGAGUACAAGAAAUGUAACACGCAUGAGUGCCCGAUCGACGGAAAAUGGGAUUCAUGGGCGGAGUGGGCGGCGUGCAGCCUAAGCUGCGGCGCUGGGGAGCGCAGCCGGAACCGGAACUGCACGGGACCAUUCUUUGGGGGCGCCGACUGCGAGGGACUCGGGAACGAGACGGAACCAUGCAAUACACACGCAUGUCCAGUUGACGGGUCCUGGGGAAGUUGGAGAGUGUGGUCGGCGUGCUCCAAGUCAUGUGGCACGGGUCGCCAGCUGCGCGUGCGCACGUGCGAAGGGGUCACAUCCGGGGGCACAGACUGUAAAGGGGAUGCGCAGGAGAACCGCCCGUGCAACGCGCACGAUUGCCCUGUGGACGGUAUAUGGGAGACGUGGGCAUCCUGGGGCGCGUGCAACGUAACUUGUGGGGGCGGCACGCGCUGGCGGUCACGUGAGUGUGAUGGCCCCUUCCACGGUGGGGCCGAGUGUCCGGGAUCCAACAUGUCUGCCGAGGCAUGCAACACGCACGAGUGUCCCAUUGACGGAGUGUGGGAGGACUGGAGUGUGUGGGACGAGUGUUCCGUCACGUGCGGUGGCGGCGACCAAUCUCGGUACCGCGUUUGUGACGGACCUUUGUAUGGGGGUGCCAACUGCUCUGGUCCGGAAGUGGAUACACGGGACUGCAACACACACCACUGCCCCAUCGAUGGCAAGCUAACAGAGUGGUCCCAGUUCUACGCGUGUGACUUAAGCUGUGGGGACGGCAUCCAGUGGCGAAACCGCACGUGCGAGGGACCAUUCUACGGGGGCGCAAACUGCACGGAACCCCUUGAGGAUUUCCGGGAAUGUAACACGCACAACUGCCCAAUUGACGGGAUGUACGGACCGUGGUCAAGCUGGGAGGAGUGUAGCCUCACGUGCGGCAAGGGGAUCACGUGGCGCAAACGUACGUGCUACGGGCCCUUUUACGGAGGCGCCGAAUGUGAGGAGCCUAGCAGGGAUAACCAGACAUGCAACGACUUCCAUUGCCCAGUGGACGGUGUUUGGGAGGAAUGGAGCGACUGGGACGCUUGUUCAGUCUCGUGUGGAGGCUCGAUGCACGCACGCUACCGGAACUGCACCGGCCCCUUCUACGAAGGGGCUGAGUGCGCCGGGCCCGAGCAGGAAACGGAGAAUUGCAACAUGCACGAGUGCCCGGUCGACGGAGUGUUUAGUGAAUGGAGCGCGUGGCUCGAAUGUGACGUCACGUGUGGCGGAGGGAUACAGUGGAAAACCAGGUCGUGUGUAGGACCGUUCCACGGCGGCGCAAACUGUGCCGGACCUUAUGAAGAAUCCCAGCACUGCAAUACACACGAAUGUCCGAUCGAUGGUAAAUGGCAGGCCUGGGCUAGCUGGCAGGAGUGUAGCACUACAUGCGGGGGUGGGGAGCGCAUCCGUACACGGGUCUGUGACGGACCCUUCCAUGGAGGGGCCGAGUGUCCCGACUCUGAUACCGACACAGAAGUGUGCGGAACAGCCCUUUGUCCAAUUCCCGGUCUGUGGAACGCCUGGUCGCCCUGGUCUCUAUGCACGGUCACAUGCGGUGGUGGCAUUCGGAACAGAAAUCGCACGUGCGACGCGGACUCUUUUGGUGAAUUGACCGCCCCGUGUGAGGGAUCGGAAGACGAAGAAGACAUAUGCCACACUUUUGAAUGCCUCCCACUAGCGAUCCACUGUGCCGACUGGGCCUCACGUGGACUGAACCAGAGCUGUAUCGCUGACGUUGAUCCGGACGGCGAGGAGUCAGUUUACGGGCCCGUUCAAGUAGAAUGCGACUUUGAUACCGAUCCAGGGAAAGCCGUUACAGUUAUACAUCAUGACCAGGAAAACCGUACCCAGGUAAAGGGUUACGAGGGCGCGGGCGAGUACCAGGCUAUCCUUAUAUACGACAUAGGUUAUGACGAGGCCAUCCAGAUCAUUUCGUCCUCUGAAGAAUGUGCGCAGUUCAUGAGAUGGGACUGUCUUGCUGCCAUCAUCCACAACCCUUUCAAUCCUGAUAUGUUGACCACCUUCUGGAUGAACCGUACAGAGCAAAUGGCGAACUACUUUGGUGGCGCAACUCCCGGAAGUGGCAACUGCGCAUGCGGAGAGACGAAUUCGUGCUUCAACAGUUCUCUCCCUUGUAACUGCGAUGAGAAUGACGAUGUUUGGCGUUAUGACGAGGGUUUUGUUACUAAUAAAGACGAACUCCCCGUUCACUCGUUUUUCGCUGGUGACACUGGUGGUUCCUCCGAAGAUGGAUACGCAACAUUGGGCCCUCUCCUCUGCAGUGGAAAUGCCUAG
Molecule: messenger RNA, 5541 nt
Organism: Mya arenaria
Lineage: Eukaryota; Metazoa; Mollusca; Bivalvia; Myida; Myidae
Product: SCO-spondin-like
Exons: 32
Coding region: 1-5541 (1846 amino acids)
Cellular component (GO): membrane
Source: RefSeq, a predicted model, not a curated record